Jaculus jaculus (lesser Egyptian jerboa) is the source of this 960-nucleotide messenger RNA. RefSeq names its product olfactory receptor 6F1-like. Gene Ontology annotation, molecular function: G protein-coupled receptor activity; olfactory receptor activity. The record is from RefSeq and is a predicted model, not a curated record. The transcript has a single exon. NCBI's taxonomy places the organism in Eukaryota, Metazoa, Chordata, Mammalia, Rodentia, Dipodidae. The coding region runs from base 1 to 960 and encodes 319 amino acids. Gene Ontology annotation, cellular component: membrane. Gene Ontology annotation, biological process: G protein-coupled receptor signaling pathway.
AUGAGUGUAACAAACCAAACAACAGUGACAGAGUUCAUUUUGCUUGGGUUUCCCGGUCCUUCCUCCCUGAAGCUCACACUGUUUGUGACAUUUCUCGCUGUGUACCUGCUCUCUUUCAUGGGAAACACCCUCAUCAUGUUCCUUAUUCUGAUGGAUUCCACACUCCAGACACCUAUGUACAUUUUCUUAGGUAAUUUGUCCUUCCUGGAGAUAUGGUACACUACAGCCACUGUGCCUAAAUUGCUGGCCACCUGCCUCUUAGAGACUGUCACCAUCCCUGUUUCUGGCUGUAUUGCUCAGUACUACUUUUUUUUCUCACUGGGGGCCACCGAGUGCAUCUUGCUGGCAGUAAUGGCCUAUGACCGUCAUGUUGCUGUAAAUCGUCCCCUGCACUAUUCAGUUCUCAUGAGUAUUGAGAUUUGCCUGCGGUUUUCUGCUGGCUCUUGGACUGGGGGCUUUAUCGCUCCUCUGCUACCCACCAUUCUCAUCUCUCAUCUAAACUUUUGUGGACCCCAGAAGAUUGACCAUUUCUUUUGUGACUCAGACCCCAUUUUUAAGCUUUCCUGCUCAGAUACAUUCCUGGCAGAGGCCUUGGGCUACACAUGCAGCUCUGUAGUGAUUCUAACUUCUUUUCUUGUCACUAUGUCCUCCUAUGGCAAGAUUGUGGUCACAAUAAUCAAGCUGUCUUCCAGGGAGGCCCGGAAGAAAACGUUUUCAACCUGCGCUUCCCACCUCACAGUGGUUACUAUCUACUACGGCACCAUCAUCUUUGCCUACGUCCGCCCUCCGGCCAAGUACAACUUCACCAUUGGUAAAGUGAUCUCUGUGUUCUACUGUGUGGUGACACCAUUAGUAAACCCUCUUAUCUAUACGCUAAGAAACAAAGAUGUGAUGAAAGCUUUCCAGAAAUUUCUAGCACAAAAGAGAUUUCUCUUGACCAGAAAUAUGCACAAGUUUUGA